AUGUCAUCCGAUCCACGUUUUGAUUUCUUCCAACAAAAGAAGCUUGGUAUUGUUCUAGCUCCAUUCUCUGGUGGUCAACCAAAAUCUGGUGUUGAAAAUGGUCCUAAAUACUUAAUGAAACAAGGUUUGAGAUCAGAUAUCGAAUCUCUAGGUUGGGAAACUACUCUUGAAGAACCUCUAAAAGGUAGAGAUUUCGAAUCUGGUAAGAAUGAUGAAACUGAUGUUUAUGGAAUCAUGAAAAGACCAAAUUUGGUUGGAGAAGCCACAAAACUAAUCUACGAAUCCGUUAAGAAGGUUUCCAACGAAGGCAGAUUGGCAGUGACCCUAGGUGGUGAUCACUCGAUCGCUAUCGGUACCGUGGCUGGCGUCUUGGACAAAUACCCAAAUGCUGGUUUGUUAUGGAUUGACGCUCAUGCUGAUAUCAACACAUGUUCUACUACUGAAUCCGGUAACAUUCACGGUUGUCCUGUCUCCUUCUUGAUGGGCCUUGAUGCUAAAAACACUCCUCCAUCCUUAAAAUGGGUUCCAAAAUGUUUGGAUCCAAAGAAGAUCGCCUACAUCGGUCUAAGAGACGUCGAUGCCGCUGAAAGAAAGAUUUUGAAGGAUAACGGUAUUGCCUCAUACUCCAUGUAUCACGUAGACAGAUAUGGUUUGAACAAAGUCAUCGAAAUGGCUUUGGAAAAAGUUGCACCAAACGGUGAUGAACCAAUCAUGGUUUCCUACGAUGUCGAUGCUAUCGAUCCAUUAUACGUACCAGCCACUGGUACUCCAGUAAGAGGUGGGUUGACUUUAAGAGAAGGGCUGUUCUUGGUAGAGAGAAUCGCUGAAACUGGUAGGCUAGUAGCCCUUGAUGUCGUAGAAUGCAACCCGGAACUGGCUUCUCACGAUGGUCACGUGGUAGAUACUAUCACAACUGGUUGUUCCAUUGCAAGAUGUGCUCUUGGUGAAACUCUACUAUAA
Messenger RNA from Kluyveromyces lactis, 960 nucleotides. It is a transcript of the gene CAR1, whose product is annotated as arginase. The transcript has a single exon. The record is from RefSeq and is a predicted model, not a curated record. Gene Ontology annotation, cellular component: cytosol; cytoplasm; nucleus. The coding region runs from base 1 to 960 and encodes 319 amino acids. Gene Ontology annotation, molecular function: manganese ion binding; arginase activity. NCBI's taxonomy places the organism in Eukaryota, Fungi, Ascomycota, Saccharomycetes, Saccharomycetales, Saccharomycetaceae.